Magnolia sinica is the source of this 2756-nucleotide messenger RNA. RefSeq lists its product as uncharacterized. The transcript has 7 exons. The record is from RefSeq and is a predicted model, not a curated record. The coding region runs from base 321 to 2456 and encodes 711 amino acids. NCBI's taxonomy places the organism in Eukaryota, Viridiplantae, Streptophyta, Magnoliopsida, Magnoliales, Magnoliaceae.
UGAAGACUAACGCAGCUGCGCAAGCCACAGAGACGAAGCUAAGCAAAAGCGUACAAAGGAGUUUAUCCUUUUCCCCCUUUGUAUUUUAGCAAACCCCUACAUUGCCCUUAAAACCACUGCCUCUUUCUCUCUCUCCGCGGGAAAAAAAGGAUUCUCCAGAUCAGCGAUUUCUUUCAAGAAUUGAAGAUUUAAUUACCUUGUUCUUGAGAGGUGGCUUUGGAGAAAAAUUAGGACUCUUGUUUCGAUUAAGAAGAAUGAAUAUGUGCUGAUGCUGGAGAAAGUUUGAAGUGGAGGUUUUAUAGAGUCUGCAUGGUCUUGAGAUGCUGAGGAAUUUAAUGGAGGAAAAGAAACUGGAUUUCAAUGCACCACUUCUCUCCGUGAGGCGAUUUGCACCUCCUGCAGCUACCCUUGCAGAAGAGAAUAAGAGGACUGAGAAGUCCCAAUCCAAGAAAGCUUCUCUCCCUCCUUACAAACCAGAACUGAAAUCAGGGCCAGUGAGAAAUGCCGGUGCAGUUCCGUUUCUGUGGGAGCAGAUCCCUGGGAGACCCAAGGACGGAGGCGGGUUGCGCUCAAAAACUUCUGAAAGGCCUCCAUUGGCACCGAAGCUCCCACCUGGGAGGAUUUUGGAUGUUAAUCGGUCUUCUUCUAUAAGAUGUGCAGAAGACAAGGAAUCUGAGGCUUCAGCUGUAACUAGGUUGCCCCAAGCUGGGAAUUUGAUUUCUUGUCCCAAUACAUUGUCUUCAGGUGGCAAUGUAAAGUUGGAAACCUCCAGAGGUACUGUGAAAGAAGAGAAUGAUCCUGAGUUGGAUGAUUGUGAUGAUGAUGCCUUCUCAGAUGCACUUGAUACACUAUCUCGUACUGAUUCGUACUUCAUGAACUGUAGCCUAACUGGCAUGAGUGCUUUGGACGGUCUGGACUCAAAACAUUCCAGAAACUUCACGACGGAUCCGCAGGCUCGUGAAUUUAUGAUGGACCGUUUCUUGCCUGCUGCAAAGGCAAUGGCUUCUGAGACACCUCAGUAUGCUUCGAGAAAGCAACCUGUGGUACGUGAGCCAGUGAGGCCAGUGAAUGGGCUGGAUAGGAAUAGAAAGCCUAUGACCUAUCAAUAUGGGACAUAUGUUGUACCACACCAUACCCAGGAUGAGGAGAAGGAAGAUAGUGAAGAUGAAGAUGAAGAUGAGGAUUAUGAUGAUACUGGGAACAUAACAGCAAAAGCAUGUGGGUUACUACCUCGCUUUUGCUUAAAGAACUCCUUUUGCCUUUUAAAUCCGGUCCCAGGGAUCAAGAUUCGGAGCGGCAUGCCCUUAUCGCCUGUUGGUCGUAAACUUGACACACAUUUCAAGCCAGCAGGCCCUGGAUAUCUUAGUGAGCCCGGUCAUGAGAACACUUGGGAAGCAGUCUAUAAGCACAAACUGGCACGUGGAUUUGAACAUCCUGAAGCCCGUGAAAAUGGGAGUAAACCAACGAGUGAAUCCAACCAGCUAACAUGCUGGAGUGAUUCGCAAACACCUGAAGGAUCAUCCCCCUACAGGCGCUCUACUGGUGAUGUAAUAUCGCCUUACCGGAAUGAAACACCUCAGUCACCUUUUCAUGAAGGAAUGGGUUUUCUAGGCAUUCCUAAACAAGGCAGGGAUUUUAAGGAUGAUGGCCUCAACAUGUAUAGCAAAGGUCGUAAUGAUAACCAGGAAACAUUAUCCCGUCAAAGCAGUAAACAGGGGUCAGGCUCUGGGAGUCCUGCAAUUGAGAAGACUCUGUAUGUAGAUUCUAUUCAGAUGCUCGAGACUCCAAAUUCAAGGUCGAGCUCUUCAGAUACCAAGGACCUGGCAAAUUCUGCAGAAAAGGAUUUUGAGAUUCUGGUAGAAAGUGAGAGGUCGGAAAACAGUCCUGUUCUAGAAGCUCGUCUAGGAGAUGUCAACAUGCGAAACAGUUCAAAGGGGAGCAAGCUAAACAGUUCGAAUGGGAGAAAUAAAUUGCGACCUAUGAUAUCUGAAAUUUUUGAAGCAAAUCCUUCAUCUUGCACUGAUGGAUCAAUUCUUGGUGGGCACACAGACAACAAAGAGGGUUUCAGACGUGAUGAUGCUUUAGAUGAGGAAGUCAGAUCGUUGGAGUUUUCGAAAGUUCUUAUCAGUGGGAAUCUGAGUCUCGAUGAUCCCCAGUCUUUAAAAGAAGAAGAUCAAGGAAAUUCACAUGCCAAUCCUUUUCAGUCUCCACUUCCACCCCCUUUACCAAAAUCACCCUCUGAAUCUUGGCUUUGGCGUACCUUGCCUUCUGUCUCAUCCACGAAUCCAUCUUGCAGGCCUUAUCUUGGUAUUCAGUUCCGUUCUAUGAAACAGGUUACGAAGGCAUCCUCUGUUGAUCCUAAAUGGGAGACCAUAGUAAAAACUUCUAAUGUUCAGCAUGGCCAUUUGCGGUUUUCAGAGGAACUGAAAACACCUGCCAAGCAAUCUAAAACUUAAAAUACGGGAAGGUACCUUUUACAGUUUUACUCCUCUGGCUCAUUCGCAUGCCAUGGUGUUGCAAGCUGUCCUGUCAAUGUGUGUAGAGGAUUCUAAUUCCUUCAGAUACUUUAAAGUGCACAGGUAAGUCGGUUACUGUUUCUUCUCCUCUCAUACUUGAGACGUGACCAAUAGUCACACCUGGCCAAGUGGAUCUGUGUAAAAAUGAUCCAAGUGCUUGCUGGCAACUUUUAUUUGGUAUAUUCAAUCAUUGUAAAAUGCACAACAGCUUUUUCUGAAAUAAAUGAGUAUUCUGUUGCA